GAGAGAGAAAUAGAGGAAUAUUAGAUAGCCUAUUGAAGUAUACUGGCGGUGGAAAUGGCCUCGUUCCGGGGGUUUUCUUUUGUGAUCACGGUCAUCGUCAUGGUGGUUCUAGGUCGUUGCUGCGGCGGAGGACACGGCGAGGUUCUUGGUCCGCCGGAAGAAUUGGGCAUCUGUGCUUCUGCGGUAACCAUUCAUGGCUAUAAGUGUCAAGAAAUUCAGGUUACGACCAAAGAUGGAUACAUUUUGAACGUGCAAAGAAUCUCAGAAGGUCGCCGUGAAAGUAGUGGUGGAAUCAAGAAGCAACCGGUCAUCAUACAACACGGUGUUCUUGUGGACGGAGAGACAUGGCUACUGAAUUCGCCGGAGCAAAACCUGCCAAUGAUUCUUGCGGAUAAUGGGUAUGACGUUUGGAUUGCAAACACUCGAGGCACUCGGUUCAGCCGCCGCCACAACUCUCUAAACGCCGCCGACCGGGCCUUCUGGAAUUGGUCUUGGGACGAGCUCGUCGUCUAUGAUAUCCCCGCCGUUUUUGACCAUGUUUCUCAACAAACUGAUCAGAAGAUCCACUACGUCGGCCAUUCCCUAGGAACAUUGCUAGUACUAGCCUCAUUGUCGGAAGGAAAGUUGGUGAACCAGUUGCAGUCGGCGGCGUUCUUGAGCCCCAUCGCAUAUCUCAGCCAUAUGACCACCAUUGUUGGAGCCUUGGCUGCUCGAUCGCUCCUCCCCGAGAAAGUUACUGCGUUGUUGGGUAUUGCAGAGUUCAAUCUAAAAAGGAAGGAAGUGGAGACCAUUCUGAAAGUUUUGUGUACUCAUCCAGGAGUCAAUUGCUAUGAUUUGUUAACUGCAAUUACUGGACGUAAUUGUUGUCUCAACUCAUCUACGAUUCAACUCUUUCUCGAGAAUGAACCUCAAUCAACAUCGACAAAGAACAUGGUUCACUUGGCUCAAACUGUUAGAACUGGAGUAUUAGCAAAAUACAACUAUGGGAGGGUAGAUUACAACCUGAUGCACUAUGGAGAUAUCCAUCCCCCAGUAUACAAUCUCUCGAACAUUCCACACAACCUCCCCAUUUUCAUCAGCUAUGGGGGUCGAGAUGCACUCUCCGAUGUGCGAGACGUCGAGCGCCUCCUCAACCAUUUCAAGCUCCACGAUGUAGACAAGCUCGCCGUCCAGUUUGUCCAAAAGUAUGCCCAUGCUGAUUACAUUAUGGGGGUUGAUGCCAACAGCAUUGUUUACAAUCCUCUCGUUGCCUUCUUUAAGAAGCAUGGUUCGGCCUAAAUCGAGGCUGGUUUCUCUGUUAUCAAUGGUGUUGGUUUGAACUUUCGGAAGAAUGAUAUCACAAAGAACCGGGGUUCAUAUGGCUCUAGCGAGAAGCCAGAAGAGUUUGGACCUCUGUGUUCUGUAACGUUAAAUUACUGUUUUGUCUUUCAUAAUAUGUAAGCUUUCAAAGAAUGCAAUAGCUAAUAAUUUGUAGCUCAAGCACAUUUUUUUCAAUCUCAUGUGGAUGUGGGUUGGUUGAUGGUGUUGAG
Molecule: messenger RNA, 1529 nt
Organism: Benincasa hispida (wax gourd)
Lineage: Eukaryota; Viridiplantae; Streptophyta; Magnoliopsida; Cucurbitales; Cucurbitaceae
Gene: MPL1
Product: Myzus persicae-induced lipase 1
Biological process (GO): lipid metabolic process
Molecular function (GO): hydrolase activity, acting on ester bonds
Source: RefSeq, a predicted model, not a curated record